ACACAACCCAAAUCUCUCGUGAAAAGAAAUACCAUUUUUUUUUUUUUGAUCGGUUGAACAGAAAUACCAUUUUCAUCGCUUCAAACUAGAAACAGGCCACACCUAAAUUUAUAGGAUCGCGUUGAAGUUAUCGGAAAGAAAUGGCGGGGAAUUUCGACAAGGUUGAUCUGAAUUUUAAAGCGACAGAGUUAAGAUUAGGUUUACCAGGUACAGAUGAAGAAGGGUCAUCUGAAAAACAACAACCACAAACACCAAGAAACAACAAAAGAGGGAUAGCUGAUUUAGGAAAUGAAAAUCCGUGCGGUGGAUCCAAUAAUAAUUCUAGCGUGUCAGAUUCUGGUGACCGUGAAGUUGCUCCUGCAGCAAAACAACAAGUUGUAGGAUGGCCACCAGUGAGAUCAUACAGGAAAAACAAUUUGCAAACGACGAAGAAAACAGAAGUAGAAGCACCAGGAAUGUAUGUGAAAGUUAGUAUGGAUGGAGCACCUUAUUUAAGGAAGAUUGAUUUGAAAAUUUAUAAAGGGUAUCCAGAACUGCUGAAAGCUUUAGAAAAUAUGUUCAAAUUUAGUAUUGGGAAAUAUUCAGAAAGAGAAGGUUAUAAUGGUUCUGAACAUGCUCCUACUUAUGAAGAUAAAGAUGGCGACUGGAUGCUUGUUGGUGAUGUUCCAUGGGAUAUGUUCAUUUCUUCUUGCAAAAGAUUAAGAAUUAUGAAAGGGUCUGAAGCUAGAGGCUUGGGAUGUGGUGUUUAAAACAUAAGCAGCCAUAUACCAAAAUGUUAGUUUCAGAAAGAGAGAUCUACUAUUAACAAGAGGAUCAAUUUUUUUUUUGAAGCUUGGGCUGACCAAGAUGAGGAAGAAGAAGUAUGAGAUAUGAUCUUUCUUUCUCUCCUUGUCAUGGAGAUGAAUUGAGAAGAGAAGACACUGUGAAAAGAGAAAACAGAAAAGAAUGCGGUACAGCUUUAGUCAGUUCAUCCACCACCACCACCCUUGUUACAUCUUUUGAUUGAUUUCUUGAUUUAAUUGUAACUCCAAAAGAAAUGAAAAAUAGUUCACGGCCGAGGUUUUUGUGAUGUUUAGUUUAUAUCUUGUAAUGAUCUCCCUCCUCCCGCCCAUAUUAAACCAAUUACACUUAUAUAUGAAGAUAGAUUUAUAGAAAAUAUUUGUUUUUUUUCAUGCAAUUUGUAAAGAGAUUAAGAAGAAAAGAAAACAAAAGAGCUUUUAUUAAUUAUUACAGUACAUGUUUUUGAUUUG
Messenger RNA from Papaver somniferum (opium poppy), 1250 nucleotides. RefSeq names its product auxin-induced protein 22D-like. Gene Ontology annotation, biological process: regulation of DNA-templated transcription. The transcript has 2 exons. The record is from RefSeq and is a predicted model, not a curated record. Gene Ontology annotation, cellular component: nucleus. The coding region runs from base 141 to 749 and encodes 202 amino acids. NCBI's taxonomy places the organism in Eukaryota, Viridiplantae, Streptophyta, Magnoliopsida, Ranunculales, Papaveraceae. Gene Ontology annotation, molecular function: protein binding.